AAAACAUCUUUUCAUCGGUCCCAGACGCUGGGCUACAAAAAUGGAUAUGCCUUUUGCCGGCUGCCAAAAGUGGAGAUUGGCGAGGACCAGCUCUAUCCCAACCAGCUGUCUCAAGCUGAAUUAGAUGAUUUAUGCACCCAGAAACCCACACUGACCUGCAGGCCAGCCAGGAAGCCUUCACCUUCACCCUUCACUCCAGCAUAUGUGACUUUUGACAAAAAGGUUUUGAAGUUUGAUGCCUAUUUUCAGGAAAAUGAUCCUCUCUUUCCAAGAGCCAAUUACCAGAUCCGCCAAGUGGGUAUCUACUACUACUUGGAAGAUGACAGCAUGUGUGUCAUUGAGCCUGUUGUGCAGAACUCUGGUCUUCUUCAAGGCAAACUUGUCAAACGCCACCGGAUGCCCAAGAACGACCAAGGGGAUUAUUACCACUGGAAGGAUCUGAAUCUGGGCAUGGACAUCACCAUGUAUGGCAGGACAUACCGCAUAGUCAACUGUGACUCCUUCACAAAGGUGUUCCUGGAGAGCCAGGGAAUUGCACUGAACCCUCCAGAGGAAAUGGUUUCGGAUCCUUACACAGAACUGCGUCGGAUGCCUGUGCCCAAGCAUAUCCCACCGUCAGGUCCUGACCCCUUCAGACAGUUUCUGACCUAUGACACAAAGGUCCUACGCUUCUAUGCCAUAUGGGAUGACACCAACAACACCUUUGGUGAUCGGCGGCCUUGCAUCAUCCAUUACUUCUUGGCAGAUGACACAGUAGAGGUUCGGGAAGUCUACAAGAGAAACGAUGGGAGAGACCCAUUCCCAGUACUGAUGAAACGCCAACGCUUGCCCAAAACCUUUGCGGAGAAGAAAAAGAACUUCCCAAGCUGUGUGUUAGAAAUCUCUGAUCAGGAGGUAUUGGAGUGGUAUGCACCUAAAGAUUUUGCUGUUGGGAAAUCUAUCACCCUUCUUGGCCGCACCUUCUUCAUCUAUGAUUGUGAUAAGUUCACUAAAAACUACUAUCAUGACAAAUUUGGCAUCACAGACUUUCAGCCAGUGGAAAUAAAGGAGAAACCACUUGAAAAAAUUCCACAGGUAAUUCCUCCCUACAAUGGUUUUGGCAUCCUUGAAGACUCUCUCCAGAACUGCCUUUCUCUGAUUCCAAAGCCUCCACGGAAAGAUGUAAUUAAGAUGCUGAAGAAUAACCUCAAGAUCCUGCGGUACCGGGUGGCCCUGGAAUCACCGCGCCCUGAGGACAGAAAUCGUCAUUUCAUCCUCUCUUAUUUCCUCUCGGAUGACACGAUCAGCAUCUAUGAACCCCCAGUCAAAAACUCUGGCCUCACAGGAGGCAAAUACUUAAAAAAGACCAGGGUUGCCAAGCCAGGCUCUACUGCAGAGAAUCCCACAUACUAUGGGCCCUCUGACUUCACCAUUGGUUCUACAAUUGAAGUGUUUGGCCACAAGUUUGUUAUCACUGAUGCUGAUGAGUAUGUGCUUAAUUAUAUGGAGAGCAAUGCAGACAGUUUCCCUGCGGCAACACUGCAAUCCCUGAGGGAUCAUUUUCACCCACAGCAGGUGGUAAAGGAGACUGCCAGCAGUGACAUUGGCACCAGCAAGCAGGACCUGGAGGAAUUAAUUGCCCGGGUUCAGAAAGAGCUGAAGCUCCAGAAGUACUUGAACUUUGUGGACAUUCAUAAGGCAUUUCUUCAGUGCGAUGAGGAUGGCUCUGGCACCCUGGACAAAGGAAAAUUUUUGUCCCUUUGUGAGAACUUGAAUGUGCCAACCAGUAACAUUCUUCUUAUGCAGCUGAUGGACCAAUGUGCCUGUGGAGAUGACAAGAUAAACUACCGUGAGUUCCUUCAAGCCUUCCCUCAUGAUGUUUGCCCAGGAGCUGAAGCACAAGACCAGCAAUAA
Molecule: messenger RNA, 1893 nt
Organism: Acanthisitta chloris (rifleman)
Lineage: Eukaryota; Metazoa; Chordata; Aves; Passeriformes; Acanthisittidae
Gene: EFHC1
Product: EF-hand domain (C-terminal) containing 1
Exons: 10
Biological process (GO): cilium-dependent cell motility; mitotic spindle organization; mitotic cytokinesis
Cellular component (GO): mitotic spindle; axoneme
Molecular function (GO): alpha-tubulin binding; calcium ion binding
Source: RefSeq, a predicted model, not a curated record